AUGUCGUCGCCGUUGCUAGAGACCAGAGCUCCGGCGCACACCCAACAACACCAAAACCUCAAUAACGGUCAGAUUUCUCACCCUUUCUCGUUCGACUUUUCUGGGUUCUCGUUGCAAAAUCAAUCCGAGCAAUAUCAAAGCUUGUCCCACACCAUGAACCCAUCAAAUGCUGGUGAUGUAACUUCUGGUUUUUCGAAUUCUAACGACAUAAACUCCAAUUUUGGCUUCAAUACCUCGUCCCUUUCGCGGCAGGGGUCCGGUCUUGCGAGACCGAGAUUUGUGAAGGUGAGAAGAGGCUUGAAUGCUCAGAAUUUUAAACCCCCAGAGUCCCCAGAAACCGGGUUUCGUCCUGGAUUCAAUCCGUUUCGAACCAAUUUGGAGAGUUCAAUUCCAGUCCCAUCCGGGUUAGAAACGGGGACUUCAGUCUCUGGGGAAUUUGGGACCCCUAAGAGUGGGAAUGAAGGAAAAAUGUUCGGGGCCAAUAGGAGUGAUUCGAAUGCAAAUUCGGGGAAAUGGGAUUCUAAUGCGAGUUUGAGGAAAGGAGUGAUUGAUGAAAUGAGGAAUUUGAAAAUCGGGAGUGGCAAUGAGUUUCUGAAUACCAAAGAGGGUGCUUUCAGUUUUAAUGCAAGAAGUAGGGUGAGUUCGAGUUCAGCUGCGGGGUUGGAUAAAGGUGGUUUCGUCUUUGGUAAUGGUUAUAGGAAGAAUUCUAGUAUUGAUGAAAGCAUUGGGUCAAAGCUUCCCGAGGAUAUGAUGAAGUUGAACAUUGAAGGUCCCGAGAACGCUGAAUCUGUUGAGAAAGGUAAGGAUGUAAAGUUUAAUGUAACUGCAACUGACAAGACCAAGUUUGGUCUGGGGAAUAAUGACAAUGUGGGUGGUUCUUUGGGCCAAAACCUGGAAUCGGAACUCCCAAAUGAGUUGAAGAAGUUGAACAUUAAGGAGACUGUGCAGCUGGAUCGCAGUACUGACACACCUAAUGCCGAUUGUGUGUAUAAGUUUGCCUUUGGAAAUAGUAAAAAGGAUAGCUAUUCAUUUUCUGGAAGCUCGGAAAAUAUACUUCCAGAUUUGAUGAAGAAUUUGAACAUAAAGGACCAUGCAGAUAUGAGUGACAGAGACAAUCCGGCCUUUACAAGUGGUAAAACUGUUGGUGAUACUUUUGAUGGAAGAAAAGGAACUCUUCUGUCGAGAAAGAUGGAGAAGCUGAAUCUGGGAAGUAGGGCUGGAGACUCUACUCAAUCACAUGCAGGGACUCCGUCGCAUCAAACAUCUAUAAAACAUGUGGAAACUGGAAAUUGCGGUGACAAGUUAUUUCACAAUCUUGAUAAACCAAUACCAAGAGAGUUCCCUUUUCAGGUGGCAAUGCAGGGCAGGAAUGCAGGUGGUUGUGAUUUUUCGUCAGACCAACCAAAAGAUGAGGCCAAAUCAUGCGGAACCACUCCAUCUGGUGGCAUUCAUUUUGAACCAGUUGGAGGCACUUCUGAAAUGCCUGCUGUUGACAGACCUGAGAACAGGGAUGAGUUUUACUUUACAAGCAAGCAAGAUGGUUUAGGCGGACACUCUGUAGAAUUUAAAACACCAAAUACCAAAGCAAACCUGUUUUCUGGCAUAAAUAAGAAACUAGAAUCUGGCGCAAGGAGGGAAUCAUUUAGGGACACUAGAAAGAAAAAAACAACCGGAAAACCAAGACGUUCUAGCUCAGCCCAUCUGGGCCCUAGGCAUGACUUUGUUUCAAGGGAAGGCAGUUCUCAGGAAAAUGUUGAGGCCUCUGCAUCCUAUUCACCAAUGGACGUUUCCCCUGAUUCAGUACCAACAGUUUCAAAUGAUCCUAUUGAUGAAGAUCUGGCUAUGGCAACAGGACGUCUGGAUAUAAAUGAAGUUGAUGCAACAAGCAGAGAAACAAGAGCGGACACUUUUGAGUACGGUUUGGAUGGAAGUGUUGAUGUUGAAGGCACCCUUGAAGGAUCCGUUUCUGAGGUUGAAACUGAAAGCUUUAAGUCUGCUGCUGAGGAGGUAGACUUUAGUAGGGAUAACUCCCUUACCGCAGCAGAAACUGAAGCCAGUUCGAGCUCAAACAUUGAAAGACAUGAUAUUGAUGCCAGGAUACACUUUGGCUUUCCUUCAACUUCGGAAGAUAGAACUCGGUCUAACUUUACCUUUGCUGCCUCUUCUGCUGCUCAAAGUCAAUUAUCUGCAUCAAAACGCCUCCACAAAAAGAAAAAUUUGGUAAAGGAAGGUCAAGAUACCAAUGUUAUGGUUCCAAAUGUUAAGGUUCCAUAUGCAUCAUCCUCUGCAAAUUUUUUUCCGUAUCCUGGUGCUUCAGUACAUAUGUCACCUAGACGUUCUCAGAAAAUAGACUUGUCUAUCCCACAACAUAAAUAUGGAGAUAAUUCUGGGGUCUGUAAGGAAAAGGAGAUAAGGCAAGAAUCUGGUUCUCCAUCCGCUGAAACAGCUGCAGCUCAGGAAGCAUGUGAAAAGUGGAGACUAAGGGGAAACCAAGCAUACUGUAAUGGGGAUCCGUCUAAAGCCGAGGACUGCUAUACGAAAGGGGUGAAUUGCAUUUCUAGAAAUGAGACAUCUAAAAGCUGCCUUAGGGCAUUGAUGCUGUGCUAUAGCAACCGUGCAGCAACACGUAUGACUCUUGGAAGAUUGAGAGAUGCACUUGGGGACUGUAUGAUGGCUGCAGGAAUUGAUCCCAACUUCCUCAAGGCGCAGGUUAGAGCUGCCAAGCCUGUCUGUUCUCAUUUUUUGUAUCCUGUAUGUUUUCUAACUGGACUUCUUGUCCACAACGUUGCUGGCAUGGUGCUCUUAAAGGGCCAGUGCUGUUAUCUUGCCCUUGGGGAAGUUGAAGAUGCUUCACAACAUUUUAGGAGGUGCCUGCAGUUGGCAAAUGAUGUCUGCGUGGACCGAAAGAUUGCAGUAGAAGCCUCUGAUGGCUUACAAAAAGCACAGAAAGUGUCUGAAUGCCUGAAUCUUUCAGCUGAACUUUUACAAUGGAAGAUAUCUACCAAUGCAGAGAGAGCUUUGGAACUUAUUGCUGAAGGCUUGGUAAUGAGCCCUAGCUCAGAAAAAUUACUUGAAAUGAAAGCGGAGGCUCUUUUCAUGAUGCGGAGGUAUGAAGAGGUGAUUGAGCUGUGCGAGCAGACCCUUGGUUCCGCUGAAAAGAACAACCCUUCAAUAGAUACUAAUUACCAGGCCCUUUCUUCAGAUGGUUCUGAACUUUCCAAAUACUUUUACUUCCGACUCUGGCGGUGCCGUGUGAUUUUUAAAUCAUAUUUUCAUCUAGGGAAACUUGAGGAGGGUCUUGCUUCACUAGAGAAACAAGACGAAAAGGUGUCCACAUACAGGAAUUGGAGAAAAACUUUGGAAUCAUCUGUACCUCUUGUUCUCACUGUACGUGAACUUUUAUCUCAUAAGAAGACGUUUGAUAUUCAAAAGCUCAAAACUGGAGAGGAGAUUAGAUUGGAGAAAUCAGUGAGAGAUUUCCUGCAGGAGGCAGUGGGGGACGGGAAAAGGGAUUAUUUGGUGAGGUUGGUAGUUGCUUCUUGUUUACUAGAAAAGAGUGGUGUAGGAACAGGCAACUUGGAUAAAAGAAAACGCCUCCUUGGGAAGUUGUUGUGGAGGUUCCUUUUGGAAUUGCCCCUAGGAUGCUUCCAUCACAACCAAGCUGCAGGGAAUGAAGCAUUUCAGGCUGGAAGGCAUACCGAAGCAGUUGAGCAUUAUACUGCUGCUUUGUCAUGUAAUGUGGAAUCACGUCCAUUUACAGCUGUUUGUUUCUGCAAUCGUGCUGCUGCGUACAAAGCAUUGGGCCAAAUGACUGAUGCUAUUGCUGAUUGCAGUCUAGCUAUAGCUCUUGAUGGAAAUUAUCAAAAGGAAAGAGAGACAGAGGGAGAGAAAAGGAGGAGGGCGGGGCAGUGGUGCAGAGGGUGGGUGAGGUUAGGGUGUGGCUGUUGGAGGUCUGAGAGGGAGAGAGAGGAGAUAUGGGUGGGAACGAGGAGAAGGUUGGGGUUGGGGUUUAGUGCGAUGGAGAAGAUGGCUAUUUCUAGGCGAGCUACAUUAUAUGAGAUGAUCAGAGAUUAUGGACAAGCAGCUAGAGAUCUUCAGAGACUUGUAUCUCUUCUCACUAAGCAGGUAGAGGGAAAAACCAAUCAUUGUGGAACAUCUGACAGAUCCAUUAGCUGCACAAACGAUUUGAGACAAGCUCGUCUUCGUCUUUCUGGAAUAGAAGAAGAAGACAGAAAGGACAUCCCCUUGGAUAUGUACCUGAUUCUGGGAGUCGAACCAUCUGUUUCAGCAGCAGAAAUUAAGAAGGCCUAUCGGAAAGCUGCACUUAGACAUCAUCCUGACAAGGCUGGUCAAUUCUUUGCAAGGAGCGAUAAUGGUGAUGAUGGGGUUUGGAGGGAGAUAGCAGAAGAAGUGCACAAGGAUGCUGACAGGCUUUUCAAAAUGAUCGGGGAGGCAUAUGCAGUACUUUCAGACCCUACCAAGCGUUCAAGGUAUGAUGCUGAAGAGGAGAUGAGGAAUGCACAAAAGAAACGCAGUGGAAGCAGCACAUCUAGAAUGCCUGCAGAUGUUCAAAAUUACCCAUUUGAAAGAAGUAGCAGUAGGCGACAAUGGAGCUACGGCAACUCAUCUGCUAGAGGGUCAGAAGCAACAUGGUCAACCCCGCAUCUGAAUGGUAGUGACCGCCUGACCGUCAAUGGCUUGAGUGACAUUGUGAUUAAAAGAGGGAGAAUGUGUGCAGUAGAGAUGAUAUGCAAAGACGCAAACCAGAAAGUGGUCUUCCCAGUUUGCUAG
Molecule: messenger RNA, 4791 nt
Organism: Prunus armeniaca (apricot)
Lineage: Eukaryota; Viridiplantae; Streptophyta; Magnoliopsida; Rosales; Rosaceae
Source: the annotation of a GenBank genome assembly